Amphibalanus amphitrite is the source of this 2702-nucleotide messenger RNA. It is a transcript of the gene dco, whose product is annotated as casein kinase I-like. Gene Ontology annotation, cellular component: cytoplasm; nucleus. The transcript is spliced from 11 exons. Gene Ontology annotation, biological process: signal transduction; peptidyl-serine phosphorylation; endocytosis. Lineage: Eukaryota; Metazoa; Arthropoda; Thecostraca; Balanomorpha; Balanidae. Bases 199 to 1437 code for a protein of 412 amino acids. The record is from RefSeq and is a predicted model, not a curated record. Gene Ontology annotation, molecular function: ATP binding; protein serine/threonine kinase activity.
GAAUCAGUAUCGCGGCGUAUUGCGGCGCGGAGGUUGUGGUGUGGGAAUGCGUGGGAUUUGUGAAGGCUGUGUGCGUGCGGCGCAAAUUAAAGUUUUAGGAAUGAUUGUGGUACUCAGGGUUCAAAUUUAAGAGUCAAGGUGUUGUUCUCAAGUGCUCGCAAGACCCGGAGACCGGGCAGCAGCGAGAAGAGCAGAGAAAUGGAGCUUCGUGUCGGCAACAAGUAUCGAUUAGGUCGAAAAAUUGGAAGUGGAUCAUUUGGUGACAUUUACUUAGGUACAAAUAUAUCGACUGGGGAGGAGGUCGCCAUCAAGCUAGAAAGUCUAAGGACAAAGCAUCCACAGCUGUACAUCGAAUCUAGAUUUUAUAAAAUGCUGCUGGGAGGGGUGGGGAUACCGGUGGUCAAAUGGUACGGAACAGAGGGCGACUACAACGUGAUGGUCAUGGAACUGCUUGGGCCCAGUCUAGAGGACCUCUUCACAUUCUGCUCUAGGAAAUUCUCACUGAAGACGGUGCUCCUCCUGGCGGAUCAGAUGAUAACACGUAUCGAGUACACACACUCGCGAAAUCUGAUUCAUCGGGACGUCAAGCCCGACAACUUCCUCAUGGGUUUGGGCAAGAAGGGCAACCUGGUGUACAUCAUCGACUUCGGCCUGGCCAAGCGGUACAUCAACGAGCGGACGCACAUCCACAUUCCGUACCGGGAGGACAAGAACCUGACGGGCACGGCGCGGUACGCCUCGCUCAACACACACAUCGGCAUCGAGCAAAGCCGGAGAGACGACAUGGAGUCGCUGGGGUACGUGCUGAUGUACUUCAACCGCGGCUCGCUGCCCUGGCAGGGCCUCAAGGCCAACACCAAGCGCCAAAAGUACGAGAAGAUCAGCGAGAAAAAGCUGACCGUACCCAUCGAGGAGCUGUGCAAGGGGUUCCCAGGCGAGUUCACGGCGUACCUCAAGUGCUGCCGGGCGCUCUCGUUCGAUGGUCGGCCAGACUAUUCGUUCCUGCGCCAACUCUUCCGCACCGUUUUUCACCGAGAGGGAUUUACCUACGACUACGUCUUUGACUGGAACAUGCUCAAAUUCGGCGGCUCGAAGAAGGCGGAGAGCGAGGAGCGCGAGCGCCGCCACCGGGGCGGCCACGGCGGCUCCCACCGGCUGGGUGCGGCCGGACCCGGCGCCGCGCCGCCGCCAGUCGCCGGUCCGGUGGCGGCACGGACAGCAGUGCGUCCCCCGAGCGGCGGCGGCGGCGGCGGCGGUGACGCCGACCCGCGGCGCAUGUACCUGCGUGGUCACCGGGCUGCGGCCGGCGCCGUGGCGCCCGGCGGCGGUACGGCGCAACACUCGCUCAGCACGGUGCCCAACCUGUCCACCUCCGAUCUCACCUACGGCCGGUCUGCCAGCACCUCCAUGCCGCCUCCGAGCCGCGAUGAUCUGUGACCGGCCGUCGGGCGCCGCCGUCGACGGGCCGCCGCUCGCGCGCUUGUCACACACCUCGACAUGGAAGAAAUAGUAGCGUGCUGAUUGCCGGGCGUCGAGCGGAGGUUAUCCGGGACUGACCGGUGCUGCCAGCCAGCGGGUGACCGCGUAACUCAGCUUCGCCCGCCGCCGCCAGAUGGCAGGCGGCGCGCGACUAAUAGGCCCCGCCGCCGCCUGCGCUGCACCGUUUUAUAAUCGUGAUAUACGCGGACUUUGCAAUGACUCUGGCGGCUGGGGCGCUCGGCCCGGCGGCCUCUCGUGACCUCUGCGCCGCACGACAGGGCGCUCAGUGGCGCUCGGCCGACCCACAGCCCGGCUGAGUGUUUUGUAUUGGGCGGGUGACUGGCGCACUGUUGUUAUGGUGGGUGAUCUAUGAGAGAGACUGUGGUCUGUGUGAGUGCGGGGAAGCUACCCCAGUGGUCGUGAGAGUGAACAGUGGUUGCUGGUGUGAGUCCUCCAUCCGUGAGUUCUAUGUAUUGCGACAUGCGUGACUCGUGAAUGGUAUGGUUGAUGCGAUUUGCGUUUCGUGAUUAUCUUCUAUGUUCUUUUUUCUUCAGAAGUCUCCUAGCUAGUUGAAGAUUAUUUGGAUCGAUUUCGCACAACAUAUUUUGCUAUCGGACGCUGAUAUAAUUUCUCCCAAUUUCUUGAAAAGUAAUUCUCUAAUACGCAGCCUUCCUAUCUGUCGAAUUCCCAGCGGCUCCUCCGCCGGCUGAGGGUAAUGUGGGGACGGGGCGGGGUGGGAUGACAAUCUGCUUCGGGUCGGGGUGUGUCCGUGCGCUCACUGACUGCGACCGGCGCCCGCCGGCCGUCCGCCGUCACCCGGGGCUCACGCGGCCGCGGCUCGCCGUCACAGGCCUGCGCGCCGUCUCUGGAGAGUGUGAGGAGCGUUUUUACAUUGCGUGAUGAGAGAGAGGGAGACGGGCCGACUAGCCCUCCUCCGCCUCGCGUCAGCCUUGUUUUAGUGUUUUCUGGUUUUCGGCGGCUCUGGCCCCGGCGCCGCGGGUUUGCUGGUCCGCCGGCCGCGUGUCCGCGCCGCGACCGGGCGCCCCUGGCGGCAGCGGCCCGCACUUCAGCCUGCGGCGGUCGCCGAUAGGUGGCGGUCGGUCGGCUGCUCUCCUUCGAUGUGGAAUGUGUCAAAGACCGUACCUACUGAUAUAUGUUCGUUUUGUAAACUGUAGAGUGAACAUUGUGUUCAUACCAAUCCACAAUACAUGUAACACAUCCGA